Molecule: messenger RNA, 3211 nt
Organism: Homarus americanus (American lobster)
Lineage: Eukaryota; Metazoa; Arthropoda; Malacostraca; Decapoda; Nephropidae
Product: protein glass-like
Exons: 2
Coding region: 350-2641 (763 amino acids)
Source: RefSeq, a predicted model, not a curated record
AGACGCAGUGGUGGUGGUGGGACGCUCCCGAGUGGUUGGUUUAUCCCGUGGCUCGAGCACAACACUUAACACUUGGGACUUAUACGCAGGACCUCCUUCUUCUGCGUGCAGGUCAGGUGUCCUUGGAGAGGCGGGCCGCCAGCUUAGGCCGCCUCACAGAAAACGGUGGUGCUCAGUGCUGGGCCGUGAGCGCGCCAAAACGGAGGCAGCGCCCGCGGAGAGCGCACGUGUGUCGCUUGGUUCUCCAGUUGGUCUUCACCCUCUCUUAGACACGUGCAGUCGCCAGGUCCUUAGUGAUGAUCCGGCCAAGAGCAGUACGAGGCCGGGUCCCCGUGGGGCGUAGCUAGCCAUGGCGAGCGGGUCGCACCAUUGCAAGGACUGCGGCUUGUACUUCGAGAGCGCGCGGUCCCUCGAAGUGCAUCUUCAGUAUCAUAAGGAGAAUUUGAUGAACAUGUGGAUGGGCAGUGAUGAACGUGGGCGUGAGGGUGGUGCGCUAGCACCCUCACCUGUGCAAGGUGAUUUGACGCCCUUGGGAGUGAGCAGCAGUGAGGGGGGUUUAGUGAGUAGUUCAGUGCAGAGUGUUAACGCAGGAGUCAGUUCGAGCUCCUUCACCGUGCCAUCACCAAUGCAAUAUGAAUACAAGAUGUCUCCAGGUCUUCAGUCUCCACAGGGGGGAGUGGUGCCUCAGGGCCCUCCCUCAGGACACGCACUCUCAGUAGGCUUUCCUCAGCAGUCGCCUGGAGGCUUCUACCCGGACUUUGGACAGCAGCACCAUCACCAGCCUCAACAACCCCAGCAGUUCGGUGGGUACCAGAUAGGAGGCUUCCUCAAUGGCAACUUCGAUGAUGGGUUCUACGGGCGUGGGACCAACACAGCCCCGAGGUUUCACCCGUACAUGGGUCGAUCUCCGGCGCCCACGCCCUCGCCAGGCAACCCUCACAACGACAUCAAGGAGGAGAUGCCGUCAGCCGACACACCUGAGAUCCUCGACUUGGAUUCGCAGAAGGUGUUAGGCAGUAGUGGCGUUCCACAACAACAACCACAGCCGGCGGGGUCGUUGCCGCCCAUGUGGCGACCCCACGAACAGUUUCCUUCCACGAGCGGCCUGACCAUGGGUGGUCUCCCACUGCAGCAGCCAGGCUUCCCGGGACCUCCAGCCCCGCCCCAACACAUCCCAGGUUUGGGUGGUGGCAGCUCCUACCUCUCGGGAGGUGGGGGCAGCAUGGGCGGCUACCACCCACAGGGGAUGACUAACCCCCCGCAGGCCAUGAGCAGCCCCACCAGUAUGUUUGGGGCUCCUCCGCCAUCGCCGCGAGAGACUGCGCCACCUUCAGAGUUCGCCUCUAACGUCAAAAGGCCGAAGAGCUUCAAGUGUGAAGACUGCAAUAAGUGGUUCACGAGUCACGGCCACCUCAAGCGGCACUACAACACAACGCUACACAAAAACAUGACGAAGUUGAACGGUAACAGCGCCUCUCGCUCAACGCCGGACCCCACCAGGCCGCCCAUACUCUCCCCAGGCGCCAAGAGCAUCGGCGAGGCUUCCAACCUCUCCAGCCAGGACGAGGAAAGCAACCUGUCUGCCACAGACGCCCUGGAGACACCGCCACCACCGCCCAUGCAGCAGCCUCCGCCAGCAUACAACCCGCCACCCACAUCCUUGUCAGGGUACCAGCCCCCAGGGGUGCCAGGGCCCUCACAAGGGCUCCAUGCAGCACCACAGUUCAGCCAGGCACCUCACUUUUUAGGGGGUGAGCAGCCUCCAACGGCACCCACGCUAUACCAUGGCCACUUCAGUACCAACCCGACGGGGUUUGGUAGCCAGCCUCCAGCUUCCAUGGGAGGUGGACCCCCUUUUUACCCCGGCAGCGGGAACAACAAUUUUGGUGGUUAUCAGACGCAGGGGGGCCACCAGGGCCCGGGGUUUCAUUCAAUGAAUGAUUUCCCCGGGCAAAGCCUGGAUGGCUUCAGUAGUUUCAAACUUGACAAUGAUCGUGGAGCGAGCGUCCUGUCCCGCUCCCCAGAGCCCGCGGGCGGUGACACAGGCUCGGAGGCCUCCAUGGAUUCUAGCGAGUCCGGCGGCACCACCAGCAGCAUCACCACCGAAGGCUCCUUCAGGUGUCAGGACUGUGGUAAGAUGUUCAACCGCAUGUGUUACUUGACGCAGCACCGUACCACCUACCACGAAGGCGAGAAGCCCUUCAAAUGUGGCACUUGCGGUAAACGUUUCCCCGAUGAGCUUACGUUCAGUGACCACCAGAGCAAGCACGCGGGGGAAAAGCCCUAUAAGUGUGAGGUCUGCCCCAAACAGUUCAACCAUAAGACAGACCUGCGCCGCCACAUGUGCCUCCACACGGGCGAAAAACCCUUCACGUGUGAGCAGUGCGGGAAAGGGUUUAUCCGUAAGGACCACAUGCUCAAGCACUUCCAGACACACCGUAAGAAAGCAAUGGCCGCCGCUGCCUCCGGCCCCCCUUCCCACCCCCCUGGGCCGCCUAUGAACCACGGUCCCCCAGGUUUCCCGGGCCACCACCCGGGCCACCGCCCAGGUGUCCCGCACGGAGCCAUGGCACACCCGGGCCAUGGCCCACCUGGCCAUCCGGGCCACCCUCCACACGUGGUGGCUCCUCCAGUUUACUGAUGAUGGCCAAACUGUGGCCCCGGAGUGGGCGGCGUGUACCCCUGUGGGUGACCUGGCCGCACACGCCCGCGCCCGUCUUCCGCCGGUGCUGAGUUCCUGUGGCCGCCACGCCCCGCAUCUACCUCACGCGGCUUCCGCCGCCCUGUGAUACCGCGCCAACAUUCCAUGCCGCGGGCGGCCGCCCCUGUGCCAUACUGACCCCGCCGCCCACCCGGGUGGUUAGGGUCGCCCCGGCCCGGCCCCGUGCCUCGCGUUCCGUGCCUGAGGCGUCCGUUACCUCGCAUCAUGUCCUCAUCUUACUAUGAAACACACCCGCUCAGAGGCUCGUGGUCCAGUGUGCAGGGAAGUGAUGAUACCUGUAUCAGUAUUGUUGUGGCCGCCGCCCGGGUGACCCCUCACCUCCUACCCCUCUCCUGCCACCUGCUGCUUGACCUCCCUCACCCCACGUGUCUCCCUCCCCUCCAUCUGCUUGCUCCACUUGUCUCGCCACUCUCAUCUCUCACAUCACCUUUACCUGUGUCCCGUUUUCUGCAGCCUCUCCCUCCCUUCCACCCAUUCCCCGCGACCUCC